This is a messenger RNA of Chenopodium quinoa (quinoa), 5020 nucleotides long. RefSeq names its product SNF2 domain-containing protein CLASSY 1-like. Gene Ontology annotation, molecular function: ATP binding; ATP-dependent chromatin remodeler activity. The record is from RefSeq and is a predicted model, not a curated record. NCBI's taxonomy places the organism in Eukaryota, Viridiplantae, Streptophyta, Magnoliopsida, Caryophyllales, Amaranthaceae. The transcript is spliced from 8 exons. Bases 632 to 4549 code for a protein of 1305 amino acids. Gene Ontology annotation, biological process: gene silencing by siRNA-directed DNA methylation.
CCUUCUUUUAUGUCUAACUCGUAAAUAACUGAGUUAUAUUACUCUAUAAAUUUUAAUUUUUCAUUUUUAAUUAUCCAAUUUCCAAAACCUUAAUUUUCUACAUUAUCUCAUCCCAAAAAAAACCAAAAAUAAAAAAAUUUCCCAACUCCUAGAAAAAAGUGAACGAGAAGGGACAGGGAGGUCCUUUUACCGCGGGAUUCCCAACGACUUUUUCAUAUAUCAGUGCAUUAUUUUUGUAGCCAUUUAUUUAUUUUUUUCAACUUUCAUUUCAUAAUUUCCGUAGUUUCAUGCACAAAAUUAAACACAUUUUCUUACUAAAAUUUAAUAAAGACAACCCUUUAUUGAAUCCCAAUUUCUAUUUCUUUGAUUUCUCCGCUUAUUUUCUCACUCUCUUCAAUCUCACUCUACUACUCUACUUCACUGUAAAAAAAAAAAAAAAUUAACACCUUUUUAUUCAUCAUCUUCUUCACAUUUCUCCUCUAAAGAUUAGUAAUUUCUACUAAUUUAAUCAUGCCCAGGUGAAGUGUGUGGACUAAUAAAGUGAAGGAGUUUACCAGGUCUAUUUCUGCUGUGCUGACAUCUACGGAGUACUUGUGGUCCUCGUGUGUUUUAAGCACAUCAAGGGGACACAAUGAGGAAAAGAAGUCUUCAUCUGGCUUUACAUCCUUUCGAUGAUCAUCCCUUUGAGAUAUUCUAUCAAGGUAUGUGGAAAUCUGUGGAUCGAUUAAGAAUCAGUUCGGGGACUAUAACGUUUAGCUUCUUGGACCUUGGAUAUUUGUUCGAGGAAAAGAGUUUUCUUUCUACCCUGAGGCUUCGGCCAAGAAGAGCAACUUUGACUGACUGCACCUGUGUGCUAAGACCUGGUGCUGAUGUUUCUGUGUUCUCUACACCUGAUGAUGCAGAAGAAUCAUCCGAGGGAUCCCCCGCAGGAUGGUUUGAUGCAAGAAUAACUUCUGUUGAGAGGAAACCGCACGAAUCUGAAUGCAACUGCAAGUUUUACAUCAAAUUCUUCUACAUCAGUGAUGACAAUGCUGGAACUGACAGAAAAAAACUAAGCAAGGAAAUCGAGACUGUUGGGAUCAACCAAAUAUCCGUUUUACAAGUUCUCGAGCAAAGGCCUUCAGAAAAUACACAUUAUAGGUGGAACCUGGCAGAAGACUGCACAUCAUUGUCGAGGACUAAACUAUUUCUAUCUAAGUUCGCUUCUGAUAUAUCUUGGCUUCUUGUGACAUCAGUUCAGAAUCAGACUGUAUUCGAUGUAAGAGCGAUAGAAAAGAAGAUAGUCUACCAAAUAUUGGACACCAACUUCAGUCCUUAUUCAACUUCUGUCCGUCUAAGUAGCGUGAGUUUCAGGACAGAUGGUGAUAUUACAUUCUCAGCUGUUUUCUCAUUUGUUCCGAUGGACAAUGAGCAAGUACAGCCUGUCCCAGAGGUGAAGGAGGAAGAGGAUCCACUUUCUGGAUACGAGCUUACAGAGUUAAGGCGAUCAAAACGUCGUAAUGUACAGCCUGAGCGUUAUUUGGGUGAGAUAGGUCUCGAGGUGACUGAUACUACUGCACUCAGAAUAGGGUACAAGUUUUGGAAUCAGGAAGAUUUGGCCAUUGUACUUGUAAAUAACGACGAAGAUACAAGUCAUUCUGUUUUAGAAGAUCCUCAACAAAAUCUCCAACAUGCUAUUGAGUUAUAUUCAGGGGAUCGCAUUGGAGUUGAGACAAUAGACGAGAAUCUUGCUAAAGAUGGUCUUAGUGAUGAAGACAGUCAAAAUCAAAAGCGGCAGAAGCGAAAAUAUGUCAGAAAAGAGAAGGAGAACAAGAAAAAGAAUGCUGAAAAAGCAGGAACAGAUAACCAACUUGCUAUUGUUCCUCUCCCGGGUGAUAGCAAUCAAAUGCCCCGGGAACAAAGUAAUCUCCUUAAUGAGAUCCGACCAAAUCCUCUCGACAUUGAUGAUGAUAAUGUUCCAUUGAAGUUCUACAAGCGAAGAUUUAGAGAGCGAACAACUUCAACAUCAAUGUCAGGACGUAUGAAGAAAAUCUCCGAAUUAGAUGAUUAUGAUCAUGAACCAGGACGCGGAAGAAGGAACUUUAGUCAUAAACAAAAUCAGAAGUUUAAGCAUCGCGCUUUUGCUUCUUCUAGGAGUGAUAAGCACUCUGAGGAUCCGUCGAGAAAUAAAAAGAAACCUUUGGAUAUAUCUGCUUACAAGGAUCUUAUAUCAACUUACAUGAAGAACAUACAGUUGACAAUAGAGAAUAAACAGCCUAUUUCUACUGAUGCAUGGAAAAACCUUCAAGGAGCAUCAUCUAUGUAUGAAAAGAAGGCUGCUGAUGAAGCUCGGCCUCCCGAGGAGGUAGAAGAAGAAGAAGAGUCUGAAACUGAGAUGUUGUUCAGAGAAAUGGACCUUUGUUUAGCUUCAGCAUAUUUUGAAGAGGAGCAUUCAAAGGCUGAAGAUGGUGAUGAACCCGCGGAGAAGUUCUUCAAAAAUGAUGGAUCUUGUCAGCAUGUGUUCACCAUAGACGAUGAGAUUGGGAUUCUAUGCCGGUUGUGUGGAUAUGUAAUCACCGAGAUCAGAGAUGUUACACCGCCAUUUAUGCGACAAUCAGGAUUUACAGCGAAACAUGACAGAAAUGAUAACAAGACUGAAAAGGAUGAUACUGAGCAUAAGCUGCUGGAUGAGGCCUGUGCUGAUCUUGUCUAUAAUCCCGCCUCCUAUGAAACUCUCGUGUCUGAAUCAAACGACAAUGUCUGGGGUCUAAUCCCGAGUAUAAAGAAGAAAUUACAUGAUCAUCAGAAGAAAGCAUUUGAGUUCCUUUGGAGAAACCUUGCAGGGUCUUUGAUACCUUCAGAAAUGGAACCAUCAAGCAAGAAAGUUGGUGGUUGUGUAAUUUCUCAUGCUCCUGGUGCCGGGAAAACUUUUCUUAUCAUCGCGUUCCUUGUUAGUUACUUGAAGCUAUUCCCCGGGAAGAGACCUUUAGUUCUUGCACCGAAAACAACACUUUAUACAUGGUACAAGGAGAUUAUAAAGUGGGAGUUUCCGGUCCCAGUGUAUCAAAUACAUGGCCGAAGAACCUACAGAGAUAGAAUUUACAUGCAAAAAGUCGGGACUGCUUCAUCAAGUCUUGUACCAAAUGGAGAUAUCAUGCAUGUUCUUGAUUGCUUGGAGAAGAUACAGAAGUGGCAUGCUCACCCUAGUGUUCUUCUCAUGGGUUACACCUCCUUUCUAUCGCUUAUGCGAGAAGACUCUAAGUAUGCUCAUCGUAGGUACAUGGGUCAGAUUCUGAGGGAAAGUCCCGGGAUUUUGAUACUUGAUGAAGGACACAACCCGAGAAGCACAAAGUCAAGGCUGAGGAAAGCUUUAAUGAGGGUUGACACAGAAUUCAGAAUUUUACUCUCAGGAACUUUGUUUCAGAACAACUUUGGUGAGUAUUUCAACACUCUUUGCUUGGCAAGGCCAAAGUUUGUUGAUGAGGUGCUUCGAGUGCUUGACCCUAAGUAUAAGAAGAAAAUAAAGGGGCAGAAUAAAACGCGAACUUCCAUUGAAAACCGUGCCAGGAAGGUUUUCAUGGACAUCAUUGCAAGGAAGAUAAACUCGAGUGAGACAGAAGAAAGAGCUGAUGGCCUAAACAUGUUGAAGAACAUGACAAACAAGUUUAUUGAUGUAUAUGAAGGCGGAGGCUCAGAAAACCUGCCUGGCCUUCAGAGUUAUACUCUGAUGAUGAAGCCAACUCCUUUGCAGCAUGAAAUUCUUGUGAGACUUCACAAACACAUGAAUGUGGCUCGAGGAUUUCCUUUAGAACUCGAGCUCAUGAUCACCCUUGGAUCGAUCCAUCCAUGGUUGAUAAAAUCCGCUGUUUGUGCAAACAAGUUUCUUAGCUUGGAGGAGCUUCAGAGCCUCGACGAGUUUAGGCUGGACCCUACAAAAGGGUCAAAGGUGAAAUUUGUCCUUGGACUGGUCCAGAGGUCUAUAAUAAGGCGGGAGAAGGUUUUGAUCUUUUGCCACAACAUAGCGCCAAUCAACCUCUUCCUUGAGCUUUUUGAGAGAAUUUACGGGUGGAAGAAAGGCCACGAGGUUCUAGUCCUUCAAGGGGAUCUCGAGCUUUUUGAAAGAGGAAGGGUGAUGGAUAAAUUCGAGGAACGUGGAGGGCCAUCAAAGGUGUUACUCGCUUCAAUCAAUGCUUGUGCUGAAGGUAUUACCUUGACAGCUGCCUCUAGGGUGGUCUUGUUGGACUCUGAAUGGAACCCCUCAAAGCAAAAGCAGGCCAUUGCUCGAGCAUUUAGGCCCGGUCAAGAGAAGAUAGUGUAUGUUUAUCAGCUAUUAGUUAAUGGUACAUUAGAAGAAGAUAAGCAUGGUAGAACAACAUGGAAAGAAUGGGUUUCUUGUAUGAUAUUUAGUGAAGAACAUGUGGAUGAUCCUUCAAAAUGGCAAGCGGAGAAGAUCGAAGAUGCUUUAUUGAGAGAAAUCGUUGAGGAGGAUCAUGCUAAGUCUUUCCAUAUGAUUAUGAAGAAUGAAAGGGCUUCUUAUGAGAAUCCUUUGAAGGUGAUCACUGAGGAAUAAAACCAUCACCCCUCCAAAAAUUGUAAAAUAGCUAUUGUAUAAAAUCCGGAGGAUGAUCGUGGAUGUUCGUGUUCAAUGAAGCAGGAAUGUCAAAUAUGAUUCUGAUGUAGUUAUGUUAUGACUAACUAUUUAGAUGCAAAUUCUGCAUUUUCCCUGAUGUUUAUGAGGCAGAGUUCGCGGUUCAUGAUAGUGUAGUCUAAUGUUAUAAUAUGCAGCUCAUAACGAGAAACUGAUGCUUGCUUGGAGAUGUACUCAUGUACUCUCUCCAAUCCAAAUUACAGUUUUUUUUUUUUUUAAGGUUGUGCAUAUAUUAAGGAAAUGUGAGUUAUCUCGUGUUUGAACUUAUUGGUACUUAUUAAUUCGUAUUUGAACUUAUAUUAGCUGUAAACUUGUGUACCUUUGCUUUAUUUUAACUUAUCAGUCCUGAAUUUUCUUGAUAGUGGAAUAAGAAUUCAUGUUAUUACUAAUUUA